This is a messenger RNA of Acaromyces ingoldii, 2740 nucleotides long. RefSeq lists its product as hypothetical. Bases 70 to 2679 code for a protein of 869 amino acids. NCBI's taxonomy places the organism in Eukaryota, Fungi, Basidiomycota, Exobasidiomycetes, Exobasidiales, Cryptobasidiaceae. Gene Ontology annotation, molecular function: DNA binding. The record is from RefSeq and is a predicted model, not a curated record. Gene Ontology annotation, biological process: mRNA splicing, via spliceosome; spliceosomal complex disassembly. The transcript has a single exon. Gene Ontology annotation, cellular component: nucleus; U2-type post-mRNA release spliceosomal complex.
GACUGCUGCUGCUUGUGCAUCCACUCUACAACGAAACGAGGCGAGGCAAGACGAGGCGAGACGACGACGAUGCUCGAUGGAGACGAGGACGAGGACAGGAGGUCGCCCUCGCCGCCAGUGGCAUCCUUCGUCAAGAAGAAGAAGAACAAAGGCCGGGCUUCGGCUGGUGCAAAGAUCAGAGAGCGCGCGUCGUCACCCUCCGAAGCGGUUCCUGGGCAAAGUAAGCAAGGUGCCGAUGACGAGGAUGAUCGGAGCCAGGGCGGCGAUGGCCAAGUGAAUGGCAUUCGCAGAACCGCAGGGAUAGGUUCGCCUUCAUUCAGAGCUAUUGGAAGCAGAGGGCGAGGUGGCGCGUCCGCCCGGCCUUCGCUGAGUUCUUCGUCUUCGUCUUCUCGAGUAGGCCUAAGCUUUGGCGGGGGACCAGAAGGGGAAAAAGGAGGGGAUGAGGGCGAAGCGUUUCAGCUCAGGAAAAGUGCGCUUGCUAGGGCAUCUCAAGAAGCGAGACGAACCAGUGCAGCAGGCCCGCCAGAGUCCCUCGAUCAGGCCAGUAUCGGCUCCGGAGCAGGUAGCGCAUACAGUCCAGCAGCCCUGGCCGACUUAAAAGCCGCUACGCCCGGGCGAAAGGGAGUGGCGAUGGACACGGACGAGAGUCCAGGAGGAGAUGACGCUUACACAGCAGUCUCUGAUCCCAUGGUCCAGGUCGACGAGUCGGGCGAGAGCCUGGCUCGGAUGAAAUUUGGGGCCGACUUUGCUGAAGAGGGCAUCCCAAGCGAGGCUCUGGUCAACGCAGCGAAGGAGAAGCGGAGGCGAGCGGCUCAGGGUAAAAGCGAUGAGAAUACAAAUGGACAAGAGGAUUUCAUUUCGCUAGGUGGGAGCUCUCGAGGCCCACAUCCGGAGUCGAGGCUUCAGCGCGAGGAUGACGAAUGGGGUUCAGGCGAAGAAGAGUUCGCAGAUUUCACGGGCGCGACGGAGAGAGUGGCACUGAGCAAAAGGGCCAUCGAAGAGGAGAAGCAAAAGAGGCGUCAGGAGAUGCGCGAAAGAGUGGACGAACUCGAUGAGGAAGACAACAGUGAGGAUGAAUGGGAAAGGGCCCAGAUGAGCAGAAUCGACACAACGGGCGCCCGGCAAAAGAGAGAGCAUCGCGAAAAAUCACCUUUCAAGCCUGCUCCGAUUCCACUCACGGCGCCGCUUCCCACGCUGACUUCGACUUCGGCCCGUCUUGCUGCUCAGGUCAAGGAACUCGAAACAUCGGCAAUGAGCCAUGAGAAGGUAGCCGACGAUGCUGUGAGGGGUCUGGAGCAGCUGCAGCACGAAGAAGCGGAGAACAAGGUGGACAUUGAGCAAGCUGGCGACAAGGAAGCUUGGUUCAGGGAGUUCGAAGAGUUUAUCCUGAGCGUAGCGGCCUUCUUGGAUGACAAAGCUCCUCGACUAGAAGCACUGGAAGCGGAUUGGAUGGGCCUUCUGCAGGAGCGGACGAGAAUGACGCAGCGAAUACGGGCCCGAGACGCAGAGGACGAGCUUUCGCUGUUCUUUGGAGUGCCCAGCCGAUCUCUGCUGCCCGGCAAUAGUAAAUUGUCCGAAGAAGAACAGAGCGACAAUGCGAGCGAAAUCUCAAGGCUUCCACAGGAGGAAGGCGACGCAUCGAGCCCAAUCCGAAUCUCUCGACGCGAGAAGGCAGCUGCCAGAGGCGAGAAAGGAUACGAUCUGGAGGCUUCGGACUUCGCUGCCUUUGCCAUUGCUCGUCAGGACUUGGAACGUCGGCUCAAACAACUCUUCGACGAUGUCAAGGCAGCCGAAUUUCUUGAUCCCGCCGCCGAGAUCACAAGGGAGUCCGAUGGGCGAAAGGCGCUACACCCUGCCAGCCUGGCUGCGCGCUUCAUGCAUUGGCGAAAGCGUUAUCCCGACGACUAUGCUGGCGCAUGGGGCGGCCUAGCUCUGUCUGGUGUCUGGGAGUUCUGGGCGAGGAAGCAGUGCUGCCUCUGGGACAUCUUCAGGGCAUUCUCGAAUGGCCAGAGGGGAGCAGAGGAGGAAGCGACAUUAGGCCCGAGUAGCCUAGACAGGUUUCCAUGGUUCAUCGAGCUGACGCACUACGCAGAGGCGAAUUACGAGGGAAAGCCAGCUGGGGCUAUCGGUGGCGACGAAGAGGUGGUGCAAUCUAUCAUCAACAACGUCGUCAUUCCAAGGGCCUUGAGUCUCGUCGAAGCCGGGGCCUUUGAUCCCUGGGACCCACGGGACAAUCGAGGAGCUCUGGAGCUCGUCGAGCAGCUCAGCUAUCUCAUCGAAAAGAGCUCAGCACCUUUUCAGUCACUUGUCUCGGCAUUUGUCGCCCGCUUCAAGGCCCAUGUCGAUUGCCUGCUCCAAGUCACAGCCUCUUCGGCACCCGCUAUCCCGGCGCCCGGCUUUCAUCCACUGGCUCCGCCUGCGCGGGUGAGCUUCUGUCAACGGAUCGCACAUCUCUACGGCAACUUGACCCGCUGGAACCGGCUCGUCGGUCCGGCCGAGCGACCAGCGUUUGUGGACCUGGUCGACCAGCUCGUGGGAAGAGUCCUGUGGUCAUUCGUCCUGGAGACGAAAGAGGUAGGAGGAGUGCCAAUCAUUAUGCAAAUUCUGACGUCAACGCCGCCCAACCUUCUUCGACCAGAUGUGAAGACGAGACUGGAGGGCUUUGUUACCAAUGCAUGAUGGAUGAUAAGAUUACAAACUGUAACAGUACCACUACAAAGCAAUUAUUGUUUUUCUCAUU